GCGACGAAACCGUUCGACACCCUUGGCGUUUGAACACCCCUGACGAGACGAAAGUCAUACAGGGCGAACGUCAAGAGAAUCGCAGCGAAACGGGAGAAGCAAUCCAACCAGCGAGGAGUAAGGAGCAAAUACCAAGCCAUAAGCGUAACACGGAUAUUAAUUAAUUAAUAUUAAGUAAGCGUUAAAACUCAGAUUAGUGAAGGGACGAGAAAAGUAAGUGAAAAGGUGAAAUCAAAUGUGAUCGUGUUAUAAUAUGUAUGAAAUAUAGUUUCAGAACCGUUUCAAAGGCGGUUAGCGAAAAUUCAUCCCAACAAAUUCUGAAAUUUUCUCUCACGUAAGAGAAAGAGAUAGAAGGAUGGACACUACACCGAAGUGCCAGCUGUGUAGCCAACCACAGGAUGAGAAAGCCACGAUGGAGAAGUGCUGCUUGUGCACAAAAUGGGAACAUGCUACGUGUGCGGGACUGACCGUUACCGUCAAAGAUCCAGCAUCAAGGUAUGUAUGCUCCGCGUGCAGAAUGAAGCAGGAGUCCACGGCUGCCAAAUUCCGUGACGAUCGGGACACAGCCAGCUUGAAACCCGCUACGCGAUCGAGGAAGGGGUCAACGGCCUCCACUAAGCGAAGCGAGAAGAUUGCACCAGUAAGUGUUACAUCAACUAUCCUCUCACUAAACGUGGAAGAGAAGCUUAAGCUAGUGGAAGAGGAACAACGGAUGCGAGAGAGGGAGAUCGCAGAAAAGCGAGAGAUCGCAUGUCGUGAGAACGCAGAGCUGAUACGUCAGUUAGAAGAGAAGAAAAAACUUGCCGAAGAGGAGAGUAUUCUUCGGGAGAAAUCACUCAAAGCCGAAGCUGAGAUGAAGGCUCAAGAACAGAGUAUACGUCGUGAGUCCCUGGAGAGAAAGCGCGAAAUCAUGAGAGAACUAUCUCAAGCCAGCCGAGCGGGCUCAGAGGUCAGUUAUAGCGAGAAAAUAGUGUGCUGGCUAAAAACUGGCCAAGGAUCGACUGAUGAAGAAAUAUCACCUCGUGAAGACACUCUCUCCAAACCCGGAGUACCUAAUAUAAAACCUCUAGCGACGUCAAGUGUCGAGGGACAAGCGAGCGAAGAAAAGAAAGAUGAAAGCGAAAGGGAAGGGAAAGAAGGCUUGUCUGGAAGGCAAAUCGCUGCGCGUCACGUCCUUGGCAAAGAAGUGUCGAUAUUUAGUGGGGAUCCGGAAGAGUGGCCGCUGUUUCUUAGUACUUUCGAGGAAGCGGCCAAAACGUGUGGAUUUAGUAGUGCUGAGAACCUAAUAAGAUUGCAAAGAUGCCUUAAGGGCAAUGCGCUUGAACUGGUGAAGGGUCAACUGACGAUAAAAGAGAACGUACCAGAUGUGAUAGAAUCGUUAAAGAUGGUUUACGGAAAACCGAGCCUGCUGAUUCGUUCACUUUUAAACAAAAUUCGUAACUUGCCACCCCCGAGACCGGAUAAAAUGAGAACCGUUAUAGAGUUCGGGUUAGCAGUGAAAGCACUAACAAACCAGAUGAAGGCAGCUAAACUGAACGCGCACCUGAACAAUCCAAUGCUGUUAGAAGAGUUGGAAGAGAAGCUGAGCGGGGAGAUGAGGCUGAACUGGGCUGCAUUUCAGGAAGAGAAAGCAGCGGACGGGUUGGAAGGGUUUAGUACCUAUGUAAACAACCUGGCAAGGCGCGCUUGUGCGGUGACAAACGAUCUGAGAGAGAUAAGCAGAAUAGGAGAAACUAGAAGAAAAAAUACGGCCGUCUUGAAUACGCAUGCUACAACAAAUUUCGAAGCGUCGCAGAGAAAUGAGAGAGCAGCAUCUCUAUCUCGACCAUCUAGUACGCCACAUAAGAAAACCUGUGCGGUAUGUCAGCGUGAGGGGCAUCGUGUCUACGAGUGUGAGCAAUUUAAAGCUGCAGAUGUGAGUGAUCGCUGGAAAUUUGUGAACACGAAAUCCCUAUGUAGAACAUGCCUCAACAACCACGGCAAAUGGCCUUGCAAGUCAUGGCAUGGCUGUGGGGUGGAUGGAUGCCGCUUACGCCACCACAAGCUGUUACAUUCCCCGUCGACAACCGAAGAUGCCGUAAGUGCGUGCGCAACACAUGCAAAUGAGAUGAAGGAUCGACAUACUCACUAAUCGACGAAUCAAUAGCAACAGAGUUGGGUGUACACGGUCAAAAAACACCACUAACGCUGCAAUGGACAGGACAUGUAACGAGGAAAGAGCCCAACUCCGAAGUAAUAAACCUUCAUAUUUCCGGAAAAGAUAGAAACACGAGGUACAGAUUAGAGAACGUCAGAACGGUCGGCCGGCUAAUGCUCCCAACACAGACACUAAAUUACGAAGCACUGCAACAAAGACAUAUACACCUUAGAGGGCUGCCGAUACAGAGCUACACACACGUGCAGCCACAGCUCCUGAUCGGGUUGGACAACAUUCGAGUCGGGGUACCGAUCAAGCUCCGUGAAGGACAACCGUCCGAUCCCAUUGCUGCCAUGUGUCGACUAGGUUGGUCGAUCUAUGGAGGAAGAGUCCCAAAAGGGGUACCGACAGCGCUUGUAAAUUUUCACGCCGCACCGCCAAUAGAUAGUGACAGAGAAGUAAACGAUCAACUGCGAGACUACUUUACGAUAGAGGACUAUGGCACGAAAACGGCAAGUGGAAUUUUGGACUCAGAAGAAGAAAAGCGUUCAAACCUCUUGUUGAGAGAAACCACAAAACGAGUAGAUUCAGGUAACUGCUUCGAAACAGGCUUAUUAUGGAACACCGAUUGCCCAAACUUUCCCGACAGUUAUCCUAUGGCCGUUAGACGAAUGGAAGCGUUAGAAAGAAGAUUCGUCCAAAAUCCAGCAUUAGAAGAAAAAGUACGACAGACUAUUAGUGAGUACGAAACAAAAGGCUACGCACACAAAGCCAGUCUUACAGAACUCUCCGCAGUGGAGGUAGGAAAAGUAUGGUACUUACCGUUGGGAAUUGUACAGAACCCGAAGAAGCCGGGUAAGAUUAGACUGAUAUGGGAUGCAGCAGCCAAGGUCUCAGGAGUAUCGUUUAACUCAAAAAUGCUGAAAGGUCCAGACCUAUUGACCCCGCUGCCACAAGUACUAAGCCAAUUUAGACAGUUUCCCGUAGCGGUAUCAGGCGACAUAAUGGAAAUGUUCCAUCAAAUAAAAAUUCGACACCCCGAUCGCCAAUCGCAACGUUUUGUGUACAGAAACAGACCGUCAGACCAUAUGCAAGUAUACGUUAUGGAUGUAGCGACAUUCGGUUCAACGUGUUCGCCUGCCUCGGCACAAUACGUAAAAAAUUUGAACGCACAAGAAUACAUAGAAAAGUUUCCCCGAGCUGCAAAGGCGAUAAUUGAUAACCACUACGUAGAUGAUUAUCUGCAGAGUUUCACCACGGUAGCAGAAGCUAUAGAGGUAACGAAAGAAGUAAAGCACGUACAUUCGAAGGGAGGAUUUACGCUUCGGCGAUUCCUAUCUAACUCCGCAGAAGUGCUGAACAGUAUUGGAGACCCCGCCGAAGAGACCUCUAAAGAUCUGAUGUUGGAAAGAGGAGAAAACACCGGAUCGGUCCUAGGAAUGAAAUGGAAGAUAAAAGAAGAUGUCUUCACAUUCUCCUUCUCCUCAAACGAAAAUAUACGACAUAUUCUCCGCGAACAUCACAUUCCCACAAAACGAGAGGUUCUGAGGGUGGUAAUGAGUCU
Anopheles gambiae (African malaria mosquito) is the source of this 3701-nucleotide messenger RNA. RefSeq lists its product as uncharacterized. The transcript has 2 exons. The record is from RefSeq and is a predicted model, not a curated record. The coding region runs from base 356 to 2131 and encodes 591 amino acids. Lineage: Eukaryota; Metazoa; Arthropoda; Insecta; Diptera; Culicidae.